This is a messenger RNA of Mitosporidium daphniae, 1236 nucleotides long. Its product is annotated as AAA-type ATPase. Gene Ontology annotation, cellular component: proteasome regulatory particle, base subcomplex. Lineage: Eukaryota; Fungi; Microsporidia. Bases 1 to 1236 code for a protein of 411 amino acids. The transcript has 4 exons. Gene Ontology annotation, molecular function: ATP hydrolysis activity; proteasome-activating activity; ATP binding. Gene Ontology annotation, biological process: proteasome-mediated ubiquitin-dependent protein catabolic process. The record is from RefSeq and is a predicted model, not a curated record.
AUGUCUUUGAUGGACGAAUACACUUUUGAGGACACCAUUUGUGGUGACCCAGGUAUUGCGCACUAUUACAAGACCAAAGUCGAUGCCCUUGAAAUGACCAUUCUUAAAAAAACACAUCAUCUUGCCAGACUUGCAGCCCAGAGAAAUGCCCUCAAUUCACAAGUGCGCAAACUGCGCGAAGAGAUCUUUUGGUUACAAGAGCCUUCUGGCUAUGUUGGGGAAGUCAUUAAGCUGAUGGGAAAGAACAAGGUCCUUGUUAAGGUGCAUACAGAGGGCAAGUAUGUCGUUGACAUCGAGGAAGGCGUGGAUCUCCCUACGCCUUUGAAGACGGGAACGCGGGUUGCCCUUAGGAACGACUCAUACACCUUGUACAAGGUGUUGCCGUCUAAGAUUGAUCCUCUCGUAUCUUUGAUGAUGGUUGAAAAGGUGCCGGACUCGACCUAUGACAUGAUUGGCGGGCUGGACAAACAGAUCAAGGAGAUCAAAGAGGUCAUCGAGCUUCCCAUCAAACACCCAGAGCUGUUUGACAAUUUGGGCAUCACCCAGCCAAAGGGUGUUUUAUUGUAUGGGCCGCCUGGAACCGGAAAGACCCUGCUUGCCCGCGCAGUUGCCCAUCAUACGGAUUGCAAAUUCAUUCGAGUUUCUGGCGCCGAGCUAGUCCAAAAGUACAUCGGAGAAGGAUCUAGGAUGGUUCGCGAGCUUUUUGUCAUGGCAAGGGAACAUGCUCCCUCGAUCAUUUUUAUGGAUGAAAUUGACUCCAUCGGCUCCACAAGAACAGAGUCCAGCUCAGGCGGAAACUCCGGCGGCGGAGAUUCUGAGGUGCAAAGAACAAUGUUGGAGCUCCUCAAUCAACUGGAUGGAUUUGAGCCGGUCCAAAAUAUCAAAGUCAUUAUGGCGACCAACCGAAUCGAUAUUUUGGAUCCUGCGCUCCUCAGACCCGGAAGGAUCGACAGGAAAAUUGAAUUUCCACCUCCAAAUGAUGCCGCAAGGACCGACAUCUUGAGAAUCCAUUCCAGGAAAAUGAAUCUUGUUCGAAACAUUAACUUGUCCAGGAUUGCUCAGAAGAUGAAUGGCGCCUCUGGAGCGGAGGUCAAGGGUGUAUGCACCGAGGCCGGGAUGUUUGCUCUUCGUGAAAGAAGGAUACAUGUGACGCAGGAGGAUUUCGAGAUGGCCGUUGCCAAGGUUAUGAAAAAAGACGUCGACACCAAUGCUUCACUCCGCAAGCUGUUCAAAUAA